AUGCCGCCGAUCUCAGGUAUGGUUCGCGAAUAAAAGGCCGGUGACCAUGUCCAUGCAUGUCAUGGAGUGUCGCUCGGCCGGAUGGUCGCUUGU
This is a messenger RNA of Chondrus crispus (carragheen), 93 nucleotides long. RefSeq lists its product as hypothetical. Lineage: Eukaryota; Rhodophyta; Florideophyceae; Gigartinales; Gigartinaceae. Bases 1 to 33 code for a protein of 10 amino acids. The transcript is spliced from 2 exons. The record is from RefSeq and is a predicted model, not a curated record.